Molecule: messenger RNA, 2398 nt
Organism: Glycine soja
Lineage: Eukaryota; Viridiplantae; Streptophyta; Magnoliopsida; Fabales; Fabaceae
Product: E3 ubiquitin-protein ligase At1g63170-like
Exons: 4
Coding region: 731-2005 (424 amino acids)
Molecular function (GO): zinc ion binding
Source: RefSeq, a predicted model, not a curated record
ACAUUCCCUAAUGUCUUUUAUUAUUUUCACAACUUCAAGUUGUUUUCAGUUUUCAGGUUUCGUUUCGAUUUUAUUUUGGUUUCGGAUGUCAAAUGUUUUGCUGUUUCUGUUGUGCGGAUCAGAGUGUUUGUUGCCUUUAAGAGACACAGAUUAAUUAAUUUCUUAAUGAAACUGAUGCGGUGGGAUUGGGUGUUGUGUUUAACUCGAAAUUAGGAUUUACUAGGUUUCUUGUUCUGGGAAUACUCUUUUGUUCUGAAUGCACUGUUACCUAACUUAGUAACUAUUUUGUGAACAUGGAUUUAGUUCCUAAUGCCAUGUUUUUUAUUUUAUGCUGAAUUCAAACCCUUAGUGGACUACUUUUGGAAUUGGUAUUACAUAUUGUUGUUAUUGGUACUAGAUCUUCAUGUAAAUGAUGUGCUAAAUAAUCUAUUGUUAUAAAACGCACUAUUGUGUUCUCACUUGCAAGAUAUAGAUUACUUUGGUUAAAACAGCUUAUAGGAAUAGGGAGAAGCAAGAUUUUAAUAUAUAAAGUUAUCUAUCUGUGGUUUCCUGAUUAGGAUAAAGGUUAAUCUCCUUUUUCAAGGCCCCGUGCAAAGGUCUUGCUACAUUUGGUUCGGAAUAUUAUGGUGGAAUUAUAUACGUGAUCAAGACUCAAAUCUGGAAAAAGUGCAGACUGCAAAGCUUGUUGCUACUAAUCUAUGCCUUGUUGCGUUCUACUUUUCUGAUUUAGAUGGAUGUUACUUCCCUGGGUUCAAAUAGCAAUACCCAAACCGACCAACACCCUUUGUUGAUGGAGCAGCCAGAAACCCAUAAUGGUCAUCAGCAUGUAAUUGACAUUACAAGGAAUGGUGAAGCUCUAACUACGUCAUCUCGUAAUGAUCAAUACUCUGAAAUGCAUUUACCACAGAAUGAAGAUCAAGCAGCUGGGGAUGCACAAAAUUCCAGUCAUCAAACAUCAUCAUCUUCUGCACCCAGAUUAAACUCUAGAAAUUCAGCUUCAUUGAGAAGAGGUGAGGGAUAUGGUCAUCAUGGAAGGAGUCCAUUGAAUUCUGGACUGUGGAUUUCUGUUGAGCUUGUUGUCACUGUGAGUCAGAUCAUAGCAUCUAUCGUCGUUUUGUCAUUGUCCAGGAAUGAAAAUCCCCAGGCCCCAUUAUUUGCAUGGAUUGUGGGCUAUGCAUCUGGUUGUGUUGCCACACUUCCCAUUCUCUACUGGCGUUUUCGAAACCGUAAUCAAAGCAAUGAACAAGAUACCUCUCAAGCAUCUCAAGGAUCUUCUGGAAGCAAUCCUCCAGAUCGUUCUUAUAAUUCCAUCCAUGUUUCUCAUGUCUCAGAUGAGGAGAAUGGUCAUGCUACACGAUCAGCCUCAAGAAACACUAUAAUGCCUGGAGCCUUUACUUCUAGGCUUAAUGGAUUAGUAGACCAUUUCAAGAUGGCCCUGGAUUGCUUCUUUGCAGUUUGGUUUGUAGUAGGAAAUGUUUGGAUCUUUGGAGGUCACACUUCUCCUUCUGAUGCUCCACAAUUGUAUAGGUUAUGUAUUGUUUUUCUUACCUUUAGCUGUAUCGGAUAUGCAAUGCCAUUUAUACUUUGUGCAACUAUUUGUUGCUGCCUACCUUGUAUAAUUUCUGUUUUGGGCAUUCGAGAGGAUUUUUCUCAGAAUAGAGGAGCAACAGUAGAAUCAAUUAAUGCGUUACCGAUAUUCAAGUUCAAAUUGAAGAACAAUGAAAAUGGUGAUGACCAGGAUGUCAAUGCAGCUAUAGAUGAAGGUGGAAUUUUGGCUGCAGGGACAGAAAAGGAGCGAAUGAUUUCAGGAGAAGACGCUGUUUGUUGCAUUUGCUUAGCAAAAUAUGCAGAUGAUGACGAGCUUAGAGAGUUACCUUGCUCUCACUUUUUCCACGUAAUGUGUGUUGACAAAUGGUUAAAGAUAAAUGCAACCUGCCCUCUUUGUAAAAACGAAGUUGGUACGAGUAAUGGAGGGUCCCCUUCAGCCUGGAACUCCAGUACGUAGCUGAAGGCACGUAUCCCCCAUCAAGUUGCAGCUUUUCAAGUGUACAUCAUCAAACUUUUGGAUUCUGCUUUCAAGGUGAGAUCCAAGGAUAGAUGCAAAUCAAGUAAUUCCUUUAAACAUGUGAUGUUACGUGCUAGUGAAAGGUUGAGAAUGUGUUUCUACCCGCUCUGGUCACCUCUCUUUUUGCGCUUUUUUCACCGGUUUUACAUACUCACCAAGUAUUGUUUGUAGAAAAUAGGAUGUUUCAAAUCUUUCUUCGUUUAUCAGUUCUGUAUAUAUAACAAUUUCUAGUGAAAAUGUUAAUUUUUUUUUUUAAUUUAAAACUGUAAAAUGAGCUGAAUGUUUUUGUUAAAUGUUACUAUUUUUUAUAUCGCGAUGAUGAUGUCAACCCAA